Messenger RNA from Vicia villosa (hairy vetch), 707 nucleotides. RefSeq names its product peroxiredoxin-2B-like. Bases 1 to 570 code for a protein of 189 amino acids. Gene Ontology annotation, cellular component: cytoplasm. The transcript has 4 exons. Lineage: Eukaryota; Viridiplantae; Streptophyta; Magnoliopsida; Fabales; Fabaceae. The record is from RefSeq and is a predicted model, not a curated record. Gene Ontology annotation, biological process: cell redox homeostasis; hydrogen peroxide catabolic process; cellular response to oxidative stress. Gene Ontology annotation, molecular function: thioredoxin peroxidase activity.
AUGGCUAACAAUGGUUACCUUAUAACACUCAUUUCAAUUCUCAAUUUUCAACUACAGUUUCAAGUUCUUCUUCAAUUCAUUCCCUCUCCGAUCACUGUAGGAGCUGCAAUUCCAGAUGGCACCUCAGCCUAUCUGGACGAAGAAAACAAACCCCAAUCUGCUUCAAUUCAUUCCCUCUCCGCCGCCAAAAAAGUCAUCAUCUUUGGUGUUCCCGGUGCCUUCACCCGCACUUGCAGUUUGAAGCAUGUGCCUGGCUUCAUCGAGAGAGCAGAAGAACUGAAAGGAAAGGGUGUUGAUGAAAUCAUCUGCAUCAGUGUGAAUGAUUCAUUUGUGAUGAAUGCAUGGGCCAAAACAUUUCCAGAGAACAACCAUGUCAAGUUCCUUGCUGAUAGGUCAGCCAAAUACACUCAUUCUCUUGGGUUGGAGCUUGACCUCACGGAGAAAGGCCUCGGCAUUCGUUUGAGGAGGUUUGCUCUUUUGGUUGAAGACUUGAAGGUGAAGGUUGCAAAUGUUGAAGGUGAAGGAGAAUUCAACAUUUCAAGUGCUGAAGAGAUCAUCAAGGCUCUUUGAAGCCCUUAAUGAAUGUUUUUAGUACUUUUGAAUCCAAGACAUACUAAUGGAUGCAUUUUGUGUGUAAUGUUGUGUACACUAAAAAGGACAUGAUGUGUUGCAUAUUAUGGAAAAUAAAAUUGCUUGUUUCAAGUAUG